CCGACGAGCUCACCCGGCACAUCCGCAUCCACACGGGCCACAAGCCCUUUCAGUGCCGCAUCUGCAUGCGGAACUUCAGCCGCAGCGACCACCUCACCACCCACAUCCGCACGCACACCGGCGAGAAGCCCUUUGCCUGCGACUUCUGCGGCAGGAAGUUCGCCCGCUCCGACGAGAGGAAGCGGCACACCAAGAUCCACCUGCGCCAGAAGGAGCGGAAAGGAGCGGCGGCCGGCGCCGGGUGCCCACAGCCCGGCGGCGGGAGCGGCGCGGCCCUGGCCCCCUGCGCGGCGCGGACGCGGACGCCCUGACGGCGCGGGGCGCGCAGGACCCAGCGCGGAGCCGCCGCCGAGCGCGGCGGGCGCGGAGCGCAGCAGAGCGGGGCCCGGCGGGGCGCGACGAGCACCUGGUGGCGCCGCGGGGCUCCCUGGGCCGGGGCGGGCCGGAGCGGGCCGGGCCGGCGGGUGUACAUAGGGUCUGCGGCGGGAGGAUGGAUGCAUGCAGUGCCGUCGUGGUGAGGUGUCCUUGGUGCCUUGUGUGGUGUAGAGCCCGGUCCCCUGUCUGCAUGUGGGGGGUGCCUUACCGAUCCGCUCCGACGACAGCGGCGACACCGAGACCGGAAAGUUUUCCCUUCCCUGGUUUUAGUAUGGCUGUACAUUUCUGCCUAUUAAUAUUGAGAUUUUUUUUUUCUUAGAGACUAUAUUUUUGUACGCACUGGUUUGGGGUUUUGUUUUUGUUUUUCUUUUUGGUGACUUUAAAAGUGUUCCGUUUGUAGUAGGACUUGGGACAGGAUGUAAAUACUCGGGCUGGGACCGGCGCCCGUGGUCGGCCGGGACCCAGUGCGCCGCAGGUAACACGAAUAAUGCACAACCACUAACGGGGGCUGGAAGGAGGGGGGGUGUCUUUCUGGCCACUCUGUAAAUAAACUUUUCGACAAUAGGGUAGGUGCUUACAACGUUUAUAAAAGACGACAAAUAAAUCUCUUAAUUAUGC
Messenger RNA from Empidonax traillii (willow flycatcher), 993 nucleotides. Its product is annotated as E3 SUMO-protein ligase EGR2-like. The coding region runs from base 66 to 311 and encodes 81 amino acids. Gene Ontology annotation, molecular function: RNA polymerase II cis-regulatory region sequence-specific DNA binding; DNA-binding transcription factor activity, RNA polymerase II-specific. The record is from RefSeq and is a predicted model, not a curated record. The transcript has a single exon. Gene Ontology annotation, biological process: regulation of transcription by RNA polymerase II. Lineage: Eukaryota; Metazoa; Chordata; Aves; Passeriformes; Tyrannidae.